CAGUUCCAACUAACCAAGGUUAUACCGGGUGGUUACACGUGGACGGUGGAGAUUGUUUCUGACUGCUUCUCUAUCGCAAAUUGCAUUGCUCUCUGGUUAAAAACUAGGGUUAGGCUACGAUUCUGUUUACCCAAAAAGCUAUUGUCAUCGCCGUUUGGCUUUCUGAAAAAUCACACCGAUUAAGAUUUUCUCUGGAAUUCUGAGAUUAUGGAGAUGGAGCGUGUGCAUGAAUUUCCUCAUACUAACAUGGAUCGCCGUCCCAGAAAGAGAGCGCGUCUCGGCUGGGAUGUGUUGCCUCAGGCAACCAAGGCUCAGGUAGGAAUGUUUUGUGGGCAAGAGAUUGGAAAUUUAUCAAGCUUUCCAUCGUCCGGAGCUCCUUCAGACAAUAGUAGCUCUCUUUGUGUUAAGGGUGUGGCUCGUAAUGGUUCUCCCCCAUGGCGAGAAGAUGAUAAGGAUGGACAUUACAUGUUUGAACUGGGAGAUGACUUAACUCCACGCUAUAAAAUCUAUAGCAAAAUGGGCGAAGGUACUUUUGGUCAAGUGCUAGAAUGUUGGGAUAGGGAGAGGAAGGAAAUGGUGGCAGUAAAAAUUGUUCGUGGUGUGAAGAAAUACCGCGAGGCCGCUAUGAUUGAAAUUGAAAUGCUGCAACAGCUUGGUAAACAUGACAAAGGUGGCAAUCGUUGUGUACAAAUUCGGAACUGGUUUGACUAUCGUAACCAUAUCUGUAUUGUCUUUGAGAAGCUUGGAUCAAGUUUAUACGAUUUUCUUCGGAAAAACAAUUAUCGGUCCUUUCCCAUUGAUCUUGUUCGUGAGAUUGGCUGGCAACUCUUGGAAUGUGUAGCAUUUAUGCAUGACUUGCGCAUGAUUCAUACGGACCUUAAACCAGAAAAUAUUCUGUUAGUCUCCUCGGACUAUGUGAAGAUUCCUGAGUACAAGGGCUCCCGAUUACAAAGGGAUGUUUGCUAUAAAAGAGUGCCUAAAUCAAGUGCAAUAAAGGUGAUUGAUUUUGGUAGCACAACUUAUGAGCGCCAGGACCAAACCUACAUUGUAUCAACCAGACAUUAUAGGGCUCCAGAAGUCAUUUUAGGUCUUGGCUGGAGUUAUCCGUGUGAUGUUUGGAGCAUUGGAUGUAUCAUAGUGGAGCUGUGCACGGGUGAAGCAUUGUUCCAAACACAUGAAAACCUGGAGCAUCUUGCGAUGAUGGAGCGUGUUCUUGGGCCGUUUCCUCAACAAAUGCUGAAGAAAGUGGACCGGCAUGCAGAGAAAUAUGUGAGAAGAGGUCGUUUGGAUUGGCCGGAUGGGGCAACCUCAAGAGAUAGCCUGAAAGCAGUUUUGAAGCUCCCUAGGCUUCAGAAUCUAAUAAUGCAACAUGUGGACCACUCGGCGGGGGAGUUAAUAAAUAUGUUGCAAGGACUUCUGCGGUUUGAUCCGGCAGAGAGACUAACCGCUCGUGAAGCCCUGAGGCAUCCUUUUUUCGCAAGGAGAAGAUAGCGGGAGUUCAAUUUGACGAGUGUAAAUAGAGAUGAAAUAUGUAUGAUUUGUAGUAAGCAUUUACCUCACAACCCCACGAAUUCUGAUAUAAAUUAACAAAUAUGCUUAGAUCACUCUAUUUUAAAGUGAUAGGCGAUUGUUGUCUAUCUUUGUAAACUGGAUCGUUCAAAUUCAAAAGAGUUUUAGUUUUCGACCA
Molecule: messenger RNA, 1687 nt
Organism: Arabidopsis lyrata subsp. lyrata
Lineage: Eukaryota; Viridiplantae; Streptophyta; Magnoliopsida; Brassicales; Brassicaceae
Product: serine/threonine-protein kinase AFC2
Exons: 12
Coding region: 208-1491 (427 amino acids)
Biological process (GO): protein phosphorylation
Cellular component (GO): nucleus
Molecular function (GO): ATP binding; protein kinase activity
Source: RefSeq, a predicted model, not a curated record